AUCGAGAUGGGCAGAACUGUAAAUAACUACUGAGUACACACAGCAGAGCAGGAUUUUGAAGUUGGGUACCUUGGACACGUUAAGUGUCAGUCCGUGGAGACCAUAGCAUCUGCUGCACCUAAGGGAGACUUAACCUGUAAAUUUCUUUCGGGGCCAGGAUGGAAUCAAAUCAGAAUUCUCAGAGGCUGAAACCCUCGGAGAAAGAUAGCUCAACAUCUGCUCUAAGGACUGAUACAGGGGAGGCUGUAAACACUUCAGCAAAGCGCAAACGCCACCGAAGGAAGAAGAAAGUAAAUCAAACUGCUGUACAAGAAGAGCAGGUUGGAAGACAAAGUGAACAUCACCCUCCAGCUAGUUCAGGUGGUUCAGUUUCAUCACCCUCUAUUCCUGUCCAAGAGACAAAAAAAGUAGCGCCUGCUAAGGACCAAAUGAGCAGUAGCACAUUCAGCCCUGCCGCUAGCUCCCAACCUCCAAACAAAUCCAACAAAAAACGGAAAUCGGGUGGUGCAAGUGAAAUUGAAACAAUUGUUUCACCUGGUGCUCAGAGAUCAGCACCAAAGCAAGUUCCUAUUUCUGUUUCCCAGAAGAUCGGCACCAGUGCUCGUCCUUUGGAAUCUGCUGACAUAGGAGUGUUCAGCUCAAAAGAUUUAGAAUUGAUUUAUUCUGCCAGCAAUUUAGGCCCCAUAUAUUCUGCAUCAUCUUUUCCUUGUAGUGUUACUUUAACCUCCAGCAGUUCAAGCAGUCAGCUGUCCUGUGAAAGAAUUGAAAAUUCACAUCUGUAUGGUGGUAGCUCUUUUUCAACAACUUCUCCAAUAGUUGCAUCACAGCCAGUUGAGAAGAUGAGUGCUCCACCUGCUGUUCAAAAAUCAAGGGAGGAGAUUGAGGCCGAGAGAAAGGCAAGGAAAGCUGCAAAAUCUGCAGCAAAAGGAAAGCCCAAGGGAAAAGAUGUUGAAAAUGUUCCAGUCAAACCUGCUAGCAAGGAGCCAAAUGCAAGCGUUAAGAAUGAAGCUGCUGUUAAAGUAGCUCCCACCUCCUCUCCUGCAAAUACUAAGUCUUCUAAAAGCACUGUUGAAAAGCUCACUGAAACUGUGAAGAAUCUCAGCAUGACUGAUGGGAAAGAGGCUGCCAAAAAGAGAGCUCCUGAUGAACCAGAUUUUGCAAGAACAUCUUCAUUUGCUGCCCCUGUACCUGUAGAAGAUGUUAUUCCAGCCGCUCUGAAGCAAAUGAUGACAAAGGAAGGGACUGAGAAGAGCAAAGCUGAACUGCGCGCUGAAAGGAGAGCUAAGCAGGAAGCUCAAAGAGCAGCUAAAACUCAGCAGCAGGCUGAAAAAAUUAAAGCACAACAGCCAACAGCACCUGCAGCCAGCAAACCUCCAUCGAAAGAUACAAGUAUUAAAGGCCCAGAAAAGCCGACAAUUUCUCCCAAAAUAGUGAAAGAGGUCAAGGAUGCUAAAGCUGAGCGCCGAGUGAAGCUCUUCAGUCAUUUGUAUCAAAAUUCUUUCAAAAGCUUUUCUCACACAAUUGAUGUGAGUCAUCCCCAAUACCACCCAUCAAUAGUAAGAUUGGGUGUACAAUACGCCAAACGCCUUGUUUUAGGAUCUAAUGCUCGCUGUCUUGCCCUUCUGUACUCACUUAAAUCUUUGGUUGCGGAUUAUGAAACUCCACCUCAGAAGGAAUUUUCUAGAGGUUUAGAGGCAUAUUUGCAGCCCAAUAUGGAUUUCCUUCAAAAGUGUCGCCCUCAUUGUUCCAUGGUCAAUGCAUUACGCUACAUUAAGUGGCAGCUGACUCAGAUAUCUAUUGACACAAGUGACGCAGAGGCCCGCACACAUGUUCUGGACGCUAUAGACCAGUACAUAAAUGAUCAAAUUGGAAAAGCAGCAGAGGCUAUUGGAAAGGUUGUAAAGGACAAAAUUGAUGAUAACGAUGUUAUUUUAGUUUAUGCUUGCUCCUCUUUAGUCCUCAGUGCUUUGAAGGUUGCUCUUGAUGCAAAUCGCAAAUUCCAUGUCAUUGUAGUAGAUUCUCUGCCAUGGCUUGAGGGCCGGGAAAUGCUGCGACGCUUGGUGUCCAUGGGUGUGCAGUGCUCCUAUGUUCAUCUUUCUGCUGCUAGUUUUGUUAUGAGAAGGGUUUCAAAAGUUCUCCUGGGUGCACAUGCCUUGUUGGCGAACGGCUACGUCAUGUCUCGAGCUGGUUCUUCACAAGUAGCCCUUUUGGCUCAUGCCUACAAUGUUCCAGUUUUAGUUUGCUGUGAAACUCACAAAUUCAGUGAGCGAGUUCAGACUGACUCAUUUGUUUACAAUGAAUUGGCGGACCCUGAUGAACUAAUUGGCAAGAAGAGAGCAGGAGAGCGAGAGACAGAGCGUGAAAGGCCAUUAGCAAAUUGGCGAGAUAUUCCAUCCCUAAGUCUUUUAAAUUUAGUUUAUGAUGUCACACCCCCUGAUUUGGUCACAGCUGUGGUGACUGAACGUGCCAUCCUCCCUUGCACUAGUGUCCCUGUAAUUUUACGCAUUAAGCCAACAGAAUGCUAACAUAUCGAUUUGUUUUAUUUCACUAAUAGCGGCAUUAAAACUCAGUCAUGAUGCUCCUGAGCAUUGAAGUGUGUAAAUCUGUGUACAUAACGUAUAAAACUCAAAACUACCUUUUAACUUGUAAUCUUUUUAAUUCUCCAGCAACUUUUGAAUGUGUUUUGACCAUACAACUUGAACUC
This is a messenger RNA of Thrips palmi, 2704 nucleotides long. RefSeq names its product translation initiation factor eIF-2B subunit delta (gene eIF2Bdelta). NCBI's taxonomy places the organism in Eukaryota, Metazoa, Arthropoda, Insecta, Thysanoptera, Thripidae. The record is from RefSeq and is a predicted model, not a curated record.